AUCGUAGGAAAGUUUCAUAUGAAAAACGAUUCUCCUGGCGAUCGCUUCGAUCGAAAUAACAAGAAGGAUUAGUCAACAGCAGUGAUAUCAUAACGCAGUCAAAGCUCAGUAAUUUUUAAUGUCACUGGAUUUUUAUUUCGUCUGGCGAAGGAUCUUUAUUUUGAACUUCAUGCAGAGAUUUUGAACGCCAAGAUAUCUCUGUUUUAUAUCUAAUGAAGGGAUUAUAAUCGAACAACGAAUCAAGCUUCAAAAUGGACGUUUCCAAAAGGCAAAUUUCGCUCUCGAGGAGAGUUUUUGAUGAACAAGAAUUCAAACGAUGUUAUGUGCCAAAAAAUUCGRCAAGAAAACAGAAGUCCGUGGCGAAAAGACUAAGGAAGCAUUUUUGUACGAAUUUAUCUAAACUGACUUUGAGAGGAGUAUUGAAUUCCUGGUUUCCUAUAUUAUUAUGGCUACCGCAGUAUCAAGUGAAGGAAAAUCUUCUACCAGACGUAGCCGGUGGYCUUACCGUAGCAGUCUUACAUAUACCUCAAGGUCUAGCUUAUGCCAUGUUGGCAUCUUUACCGGCUAUCACAGGGCUGUAUCUCGCUUUUGUUCCUCUUAUUGUUUACACUUUGCUUGGCACUUCAAGACACUUAUCGAUAGGUACUUUUGCUGUAGUAUGCCUCAUGAUUGGACGGAUCAAGGUUCCCAUUCCUGCUGAUUUGAUUGCAGUUGUCUUGGGAACAGUAAUCACAUAUUCAGUCGAGACUCACAAGAAAUAUGAUGUAGCAGUAUUGGGACACAUACCAAAAGGGAUGCCCCCAAUAACGCUACCCAAGCUUAGCCUGAUGGCCAACAUCAUAACAGACGCGUUUGUCAUUGGUGUCGUCAUCUUCGCUACGAAUAUAUCCAUGGCAAAGAUGUUUGCCAAAAGAAAUAAUUAUAAAGUGGACGCCAAUCAGGAAUUAAUCGCAUAUGGAUUUGUAAAUAUGAUUGGAUCAUUUUUUUCGUGUUUUCCCGUCAGCGGGUCUUUAUCACGUUCKGCUGUCCAAGAAACUUUAGCCAAAACUUUAGUAUGUAACGUUCCUAUAUUGGCUGUAAUCCUUUUGGUUCUCCUAUUUAUCGCUCCAUUAUUYUAUUUUUUACCCAAGGCUGUUCUUGCCGCUAUAGUGGUUGUUGCUCUAAAAGGUUUAUUCCUACAGUUCAAGAGAUUCUGGGAACUGUGGAAGAUCUGCAAGUACGAUGCUUUUGUUUGGAUAAGCGUGUGGACUGCUGUAGUUAUUCUUGGUAUUGAUACUGGUCUUGCUGUUGGUGUGGUCGUAGCACUCAUGAUCGUUCUCAUCCGCUCAUCAAGACCUCGCAGUGCCAUUCUCGGACAUGUGCCAUCUACUGGAGUUUACCGUGAUAUAAAAAAAUUUCCAGGGGCCRAAGAGUUUCCUGGUAUCAAGGUAUUUAGGUUUGAGUCUGCAGUGUUCUAUGCCAACGCUGAGUUCUUCAGGAGUGAAUUGUUGAAGAAAGUCCACAUAGAUCCAGAAGAAGAGCUAAAGAAUUUACUUGGGAAACGAGUGAGAUAUGAAGCUAAUGCGAACAAAAUGACGGAAUCUCCAGUGGAUAGUGACCCUGGAGAAAUAAGGAGUGAGUCAGUCGUCAUAGAAAACCAGAAUGUAUCUAUGAACGGGAAUGUCAAGCGACCAACGUCAAGAGAAGAAUCCUGCACCUCAGACGACGAGACCCAGGGACCAGUCAGACUUCACACUAUAAUCAUUGAUGGCAGUACAUUUAACUUUAUUGAUACUCAAGGYGUUAACAUGUUAAUCCAGCUGGCRCUUGAAUUCGAGAAAAUUGACAUCAAGUUUUAUCUUGCCAGCUGUCGGCAUGGUAUUCGUGAUAUGCUCAAUAAAGUUGGAUUCAGAAACAAAGUGGGUGAUCAACACAUUUUCAUCUCCGUCCAUGAUGCUGUUGUACACGCGUUACACCCAAACGAUGAUGUUGAAGAAGUAAUGAGCAUAGAUACAGAGAUUUGCACACCUCCCAUGAGUACUUCACCAAGUAUCGCAGCUAUUCCUAGCCUGGAAACGUACCCAGAGGAACCUGAAAGUCCAACGAUGAACGACACUCAUUUCUAAUUAACCUUGCUGUAUACUCAAGUGACGGAAGAGUGGAGCGUAUCAUAUCAUUGUCAAGAGGACAUAUCAACAGACGCCUAUAUAUUACCGGCAACGCAAGUUUAUCAUUAAAAUUUGGCAGACCGUGCCUCGAGUCUCUACACGAUUCGAGCAACUUGUAAAGAACUUGGAGCUGCAAGCCAGUCGUUCGUCCCAAUGUGUGUUCAAACAAGAUUCGCGUUCGAGAUGGCAUUUAAUGUAGUUUCUUUGCUUCCAAAAGGGCAAAGAACCGUAAAAGAUUUCAAACAAAUGCAUUCAACUCAAAAAAAUCUAAGUAGAUUGUUAUUGUGCUACGAGUUUAUGAAUCCUUAUCGAAAAUGUUUUUAUAGCAAUGCAUGAUAAUACUCAUCAUAAAUCUCGUGUUCUGAUAUCGUGGCCCGUCAAGUUCCUUGCAUUUGGACGCGUACGCAACCUUGAGAAAAUGGUCCAUAGCAAAUACAAACCAAGUUCAGAACUAGAUUUCAUGGGUCUAUAAUUAAAUCUUCGGGAACCUUAGGGUGUCGGGGUCUACUGUUAUUAUAAGUGAUUAGAAAAAUCAUCAGCUUUGAACUAAAUCAAUGUUUUGUUAUAUUCCAUGUGGUGAUUUAUAAAUUCAAUGCGAGUUUAUGAAUAACCCAAUCUUUGAAAUUGCGGUUUUAAUGAAAUAAAUAUCAUUAUUUAUCAAUCACAUUAAAAGAAAAAAAUU
Molecule: messenger RNA, 2829 nt
Organism: Actinia tenebrosa (Australian red waratah sea anemone)
Lineage: Eukaryota; Metazoa; Cnidaria; Anthozoa; Actiniaria; Actiniidae
Product: prestin
Biological process (GO): transmembrane transport
Cellular component (GO): membrane
Source: RefSeq, a predicted model, not a curated record